GCGGGGGGGGCGCGCCGGCGCAGCCCGAGCCUCCCCGCAGCGCCGCCGCUCUCGGCCGGGGCGGAGCGGGGCAGGGCCGGGAGGGGACCCCGGGAGGCGACCCCGGGAGGCGGCGGGGGCCGCUGGGGGCCCGGCGGGGUCCCGGCUCCGGCCAUGCCCAAGCUGCUGCCGGCACAGGAGGCGGCGCGGAUCUACCACACCAACUACGUGCGGAACGCCAGGGCCAUGGGCGUGCUGUGGGCCCUCUUCACCCUCUGCUUCGCCAUCCUGAUGGUGGUGACCUUCAUCCAGCCCUACUGGAUCGGCGACAGCAUCGACACGCCGCAGGCCGGUUACUUCGGCCUCUUCUCCUACUGCAUCGGCAACGCGCUCACCGGAGAGCUCAUCUGCAAGGGCAGCCCCCUGGAUUUCGGCACCAUCCCCUCCAGUGCCUUCAAGACGGCGAUGUUCUUCGUGGGCAUCUCCACCUUCCUCAUCAUCGGCUCCAUCCUCUGCUUCAGCCUCUUCUUCUUCUGCAACGCGGCCACCGUCUACAAAGUCUGCGCCUGGAUGCAGCUGGCGGCAGCUACGGGGCUGAUGAUCGGCUGCCUGAUUUACCCCGACGGCUGGGACUCGAGCGAGGUGAGGCGCAUGUGCGGGGACAAGACGGACAAGUACACGCUGGGCGCCUGCACCGUGCGCUGGGCGUACAUCCUCUGCAUCAUCGGCAUCCUCGACGCGCUCAUCCUCUCCUUCCUGGCCUUCGUGCUGGGCAACCGGCAGGACAACCUCCUCCCGUCCGAUUUUAAAGUAGAGAGCAAAGAGGAGGGCAACGACUGACAGCCGAGCACCGCGGACUCCCAGAACUGCUCCGGUCAGCUUCGAGAGACGUAGCCCUUUGAAAAUGACUUUUCCAGGAGCUCUACAUCUGCCCCCACCAUUUUCUGGGUUUUCUACGAUUGCUCUUUUCACGUAACGGGCCGCUGUCGGCUCUCACGGGGUUCGAUGGGAAGAGCCCUGUUGGAGAUGGCUUUUUGAGCCCAUCAGCAGAGCCAGGGGAAGAGAGGGAGGAACAACAGGGAGACGAUUUGCUGCUCCUUGGGGUUUGUAAACCUUCUUUCAAGGAAAUGACUUCUGAAUAAAAAGGUAGCGUUUUGGAUUUCGUGCUGGUCUCCUUGAGACAAGGAAAAGCCUUCACUGUGUUGCACAUUUCCCCUGCGACCUUUUCUUUUGGAAAAUCCCGUGACAGCCAACUCCUCGCAGAGCCCCGAAUCGGCUUCUCGCGCCACCUUUAGACCCCAGCAGGGAAAAGCACAGCACGGCUUGCACCCAAUUCAUCCCAUUUAGCCCUAAUUCCACAUCCCAUCCAGCAGCCCCCACCCCACAGCCUUCACCUGCGCAGGGCAGCACGCCAUCCCGCCCAGCCCCAGGACCUCACCCUCACCUGGUCAGAAGGCAGCACCACGCAAGCCGGGGUACAUUUUUCAGUCCUGCUUGCUGGAAUUUGCUGGUUCCUGCAGCAGUUUGGGUCUCACAGCCACUUUCCAGCUCACCCUAAGGAAGCGGUUGGGAAGGUUUUAAGAGACCUUGCUAGGGAGGAGAGCAGAGAUGAGGCUGUGUGUGUGGCAGAAUUAAAACCAGCAGCUUUUAGAAUGGCAGAACCGCAGCCGUCGCCCUGCUAUCGGCUUCUUCCCCCUUUAAAACUGGGCUGCAAGUCCAUCAAAGAUCUUUACCGACACCAUCAAACAGUCUCGUGCCAGAGAAUCAAAACCCGGUGCUAACUAGCAAAGAAAAUCGAACCAAAGGGCCACAAGCUGAGGAAAAACAGACCUACAGAGGGAACAUGAGGAGUAGGGCUCAGUUAUUAAAUAAUCUGUUUAUUGUAUGGCUUUCACAAAGAAAAAAGACAAAGCACCCAAGUAGAAAGAAUAAAAAUGUAUUUUCCUUCAGGUUUUAGACUGACACAGCAAGUACAAAUCCUUUAGUGUGAGCACUUUACGGCAAUUUGGAAAUUUAACAAACCCCAAGUGAACGAGCACACGGUACGAGACGGAAUCCCCACAGCUGCUUCUGCAGGUCUUCAACUCACGAGCUGGCUCCAGCCUUGGCUCCCACGGUAAAAAA
Molecule: messenger RNA, 2103 nt
Organism: Oxyura jamaicensis (ruddy duck)
Lineage: Eukaryota; Metazoa; Chordata; Aves; Anseriformes; Anatidae
Gene: LHFPL5
Product: LHFPL tetraspan subfamily member 5
Exons: 4
Coding region: 154-819 (221 amino acids)
Biological process (GO): sensory perception of sound; detection of mechanical stimulus involved in sensory perception
Cellular component (GO): plasma membrane
Source: RefSeq, a predicted model, not a curated record